AUGCUUCCUAUUCUGGGGCUGAGCCUAGAGAGUGAAUUCUGCUGCGUUUGUGCACGGGGCAUUCCCCCUCAGCGUAAACUUGAGCACCCGCAAAUCAGGCCAGAGUUCUCGCAAUUAGCGCCAGCAAAGCCUGUGAGCCAGGCAUCUGUUGGUCAACUAUAUCUGGAGAAGGUGGUCGAUCGGAGAUGUCCAACGAAUGUCAAGCGUCGAGCCGGUGACGAGGCAUUAUAUGAUCCACGGAACGUAGGGAGUAGACGUACGGAGGCUUUUAUAGAGAUCAUUCUCCCUGUGGUGGAAGUUCAGAUUGUGGCGCCUGGUGAGAAAGGGCUGAUCUCAAUGCACGCUUCGAGUAUCUCAAUGGAAUGGGACGUACCAAAGCGCGGUUGUUUCACACCAAGAACUAUCAAUAAAACUGUCGGCGUGGAACAUGAGUGGGUCGUAGCUCAGUGGACUACAUCAUUCUACUUCGCGCUGCUCGGGACGACAAAGCAGUCCUCGGCGCCAAAGAAAGAGCGACCUUGGGCGCGGCGGUCUACCAAGGUAGUUGGUAAACCGAAGGCCGAGAGUGGCCCUGAAAGAGAUCGGGCAGUUGUGGUGCCGAGUCACCACCGAGUGAUGGACGCGCUUAGGACACGGACACAGCGUGCGCCGAACGGCGCGUUCGACGAUGCUGUGCGCGUAGGCCUCUCUGAGCAGGCAGCUAGCGAGCUGGCCAUAAACGCCAUCAUAGUUGUUGACAGUAUGCCGCCCGACGGGCAAGAGAACGAGUGCGCCAAGUCCGUAAGGAUCGGAAGUCACAGCUCGGACGCCGCGUCUUGGAGCCUCCCAUCUUCUGGAAUGAUGAGGCUAGGCCGCUAG
Molecule: messenger RNA, 858 nt
Organism: Stereum hirsutum FP-91666 SS1
Lineage: Eukaryota; Fungi; Basidiomycota; Agaricomycetes; Russulales; Stereaceae
Exons: 8
Coding region: 1-858 (285 amino acids)
Source: RefSeq, a predicted model, not a curated record